AUGAAGCUGAAGAUCAACAAGGCGUGCGACCUCGCCUCCAUCUCCGUCCUCCCUCCCCGGAGGAACCGAGGGGGCGGCGGUGGCGGUGGCGGGGCCAGCGCGUCCGCGGCUGGCGCGGCCGCGUCGCAGCAGCAGCGGUCCCAGUCCAUGUCGCAGAAGUCCUUCUCGCAGGGAGGCGGCGGCUUGUCGCUGUUGCAGUCGCAGUCGCAGAUCUCGCAGGCUUCCCUCGACGAGAACCUCCUCAGCCCUCGUCACCCCUCCCCCGCGCGCGAUCAGAGAUUCUCCUUGCAUGAUGACUCGUCGAAGAGGAUGUCUUCAUUUCCAGCCAAUUCAGCUUCUUCUGUGCGUGAUGAAUCUCAGCUGCAAAUGGCAAAAACUUCAAGCAAAGCUAUCCUUCGGUGGAAUCCCUCUCUUCCAGAUAGCAAAUCAGGUCAGCUUAAUGAGGAUGUUGAGCGCAAAUUUCAGCAUGUUGCAAGUUCAGUGCAUAAGAUGGGAAUGGUAUUAGACUCUGUUCAAAAUGAUGUUAUGCAGUUAAACAGAGCCAUGAAAGAGGCGUCACUAGAUUCUGGUAGCAUACAGAAAAAGUUUGUGCUUGUAGAGACCUCUCUCCAGCAAAUUCUUAAGGGACAAGAAGAACUCAAGGCACUCUUUGAAGGCAGCACAAAAAGCAAACCUGACCAGAUGAGUGCUCUGAACUACCACACCAGCAAACUCGAUGAGAUGUCGUCGACACUUUUAGUCUUGAAGCAAGUGCAGGAAGAUUUGACGCAACUGAAGGGUGACAUCUUCAGAAUCUUUACAAAAGAGAUGGAGGGGAUUGUUAGAGCUAUCAGUUCUCUCAAUAGUAGGCCUGAUGCAAUGCAAGCACCAACAGUAUGUGUCCUUGUUACCCAACUGAUUAAAUGCACAAGUAUUGCAGCAUUCCCCUCUUACUCUUUUUUUCUUUGCUUUGCUGAAGCACCUGAGCUGCAACACCAACAGAAAAUCUCCGAUUAACCAACCAUCAGUAGAAAGCCCGCUGGUGAACCAAAUACCAGUAGCAGAUGGCAAACAGACACCGGUAGCAGAUGGAAGGCCACAGAGGAAACAAGCGCCAGUAGCAAAUGGAAGGCCACAGAGGAA
Lolium rigidum is the source of this 1122-nucleotide messenger RNA. Its product is annotated as protein PAIR1-like. The record is from RefSeq and is a predicted model, not a curated record. Gene Ontology annotation, biological process: chromosome organization involved in meiotic cell cycle; embryo sac development; meiotic DNA double-strand break formation. Gene Ontology annotation, cellular component: nucleus. The transcript is spliced from 8 exons. Lineage: Eukaryota; Viridiplantae; Streptophyta; Magnoliopsida; Poales; Poaceae. The coding region runs from base 1 to 996 and encodes 331 amino acids.